CAGUUUAGAAAACGAAGCGGUGCAGUUAGUGGUCAUACGCCACGCUAAAAUAUACGUGAACUCAAGGAUGAAUAUUAAGAUUGCCAUCAUUUUGGUGGCAGUGGCCACACAAGUUAUAUGCGCGAAGGAUUCGAGCAAGACAGAAAAGAGCUCGCAGAAUGUCGAAGCGGAAUCAACGGAGAAGAAAACGGAAAAACGUGGACUCCAGCAUAGUUUCGGUGACGGUGGCGAUCUACACGGUGGCGGUGGCGGCGGCGGCGGUGAUGGUGGCAUUGGUUAUGAUGAGCAUGUGAAGACGGUGACGGUUGUAAAGAAAGUGCCGGUACCUUACGAAGUAACGAAGCACGUACCCUAUCUGGUGGAGAAGCACGUACCAUACGAAGUGAAGGUCAACGUGCCGCAGCCCUACACCGUCGAAAAGCAUGUGCCCUAUCCUGUGAAGGUGUUCGUCAAAGUGCCGGUCCACGUGCCACAGCCGUACACCGUCGAGAAGAAGGUGCCGUAUGAAGUGAAGGUGCCGGUGGAUAAGCCUUACGAGGUCAAAGUAUACGUGCCACAGCCCUACACCGUGGAAAAGCACAUACCGGUACCGGUGAAGGUACCGGUACCACAGCCCUACACCGUCGAGAAGCACGUACCCUUCCCGGUGAAGAUAAAGGUGCCGGUUCCGCAACCGUAUGCUGUGGAGAAACCGGUGCCCUACGAGGUGAAGGUACCGGUGGACAAACCGUAUCCAGUUCCUGUGCCGAAACCAUAUCCGGUCACCGUCGAAAAACCAUACCCGGUGCCGGUCGAAAAGCCGAUACCGUACGAAGUGAAGGUGCCAAUCGACAAACCGUACCCGGUACCGGUGGAGAAACCAUAUCCGGUGCCAGUGAAGGUGCCGAUUCCGCAACCGUACCAUGUUCACAAACCAGUACCGGUGCCGGUGGAAAAGCCGGUUCCGGUGCCGGUCAAAGUGCCGGUUGACAAGCCGUACAUCGUCGAGAAGGAGGUUCCGGUUCCGGUCGAGAAAGAAAUACCGGUGCCAGUUAAGGUUCCGGUGCACAUACCGAUUCACAUACCGAAGCACGAUCACGGUGAUCUGGGCGGCGGUGGCGGCGGUUAUGGCGAUGGAGGCGGAUAUGGUGGCGGAUAUGGUGGCGGAUAUGGUGGCGGAUAUGGUGGCGACUACGGAGGCGACUUCCAUGGUGGCGGCGGUGGAGGUUACGAUAUUCACGGUUGAUCCUCGCGACGACGAAUCGCGGAGCGGACGCGAGAAACGAACAUCGAGAAGCGUUUUAUCUCUACAAAACGCUUUCACUCCCUCGAUGUUAGAUGAUCGCGUGUUUUUCUCCGAAUUGAGAGAUACUUCUCGUUGAGGAUUAGUUCACCAAUUCUCGAGAAGUAAUCUCUAGAGCUAUACGAAAAAUUAUAAUAGCUUUAAGCAAAGAUCUUUGUUCCGAGAUUAUUAGCGAAUUAGGAGAAAUAUGGAGGUGACAACUACUGUCGCGAUUGACGAGUUUACCGUAUUCUUGUAUUAUAUUUCCGGAAAUCCAGGUAAACGUAGCGGUUAUUCGGCAAUACUUUUAAACUGUACAUUAUGAUAAUAAGUUAAGCGAAAUCGAUUGUUCUAUGGAUUAUGCCCUCUGCGGUAAUGAAACGAAUCCUGUGCGCAUGUUAAUAAAUUAACGUAUUCGAAAUCUAAACAAAUGUAUACUUUUCUAUGCUCUAAAAAGGUGCACAAGUACGUGCAGAUUCCAGCGUACAUUAUUGGCUCACAUUCGCGGCAAUCCGUUACGUCCACGUAUAGUAUUGCUGUGAGGUAUUAUUACCAUAACUUAGAAACGUAAGUAAGUUAAGUAAAAAAAAAAGUUCAUUGUGAAAACAAUAUACGUAUCUUUUUUAUAUCAAAGAUUUAAU
This is a messenger RNA of Acromyrmex echinatior (Panamanian leafcutter ant), 1902 nucleotides long. It is a transcript of the gene Vajk4, whose product is annotated as chitin-binding protein vajk4. The record is from RefSeq and is a predicted model, not a curated record. NCBI's taxonomy places the organism in Eukaryota, Metazoa, Arthropoda, Insecta, Hymenoptera, Formicidae.